This is a messenger RNA of Naegleria gruberi, 633 nucleotides long. RefSeq lists its product as uncharacterized. NCBI's taxonomy places the organism in Eukaryota, Heterolobosea, Eutetramitea, Acrasida, Naegleriidae. The record is from RefSeq and is a predicted model, not a curated record. Bases 1 to 633 code for a protein of 210 amino acids. The transcript has a single exon.
AUGUCUAAUCCACUCAAUUCAUUUCGAAUGGGAACUCAAUCAUCACCAACAACUGCACAAAAAACCAAUACUGUGAAUAUGCUAAGUGAGAAUGAACAAUUUCCUGUGGAGAUUAACACUGCCUCAGAAAUUGAGAGUUCUACCUUCAAAAGUCAAUCAGAAGCAAGUCCUACUGCAAAUGAACAAUCUCCCUCUACAGUUUCUAAACUCAAAAGCUUUUUCAAAAAGAGAAGACACUCCACACCCAAUAAUUCUACGUUAACCACUGAAGAACCAAGCAUUAAUAAUCGUACUAGUAGUGAACAAACUCCAACCUCACCAGCAUUCACAUUUCAAAACGAUAAACUCUCACUCCAUGUAACUUUCAAAGAGGAUCACAACAAGCAGAAUAGAAUUCGCUCAUCACCAGUUCCUUUGUCAACCCUCAAUGCAAUUUUAGCUUCAAACCCUCUCGAUGAAGCAUUUGAGAAUCUGCAAGGAGAGAAAUCCUCUCCCAACGAUAAUAAGGCAAAGAGUAAAAAACCGCGGCAUAACUACAGUAAAUUCUCCAGGAGGAAGAAGAAACAUCACCUCAAUCAAGAAGGGGAAGGAAUGAAUGAUACUAAUACUCUUAUGGAACCUCCUACUACGUAG